AUGCAUUUCAACCAUAUUUCAGUCUACUUGGCAGCAAGUUUGAGUUUAACAGAGAUAUGCCUCGCAGCAGCCAUAUCAUCAUCCACAGCACAAUCAGUCAUUUUCAGCCUUAGCAAUACCAUGAACGUCCAGCCGACAGAUGUACCCUCCCCUACAACCACACUACAACAACCACCAGCACCCACCCCCUCAGUUCUCGACACCCUCACUCUAACAGCCUUCCUAAAUCUCAUCAGCUCAAUGUCUCCCGCAGAUCUGACGUCUUCAGACGGAACAAACGAAUUCUUCAUUAAAAUCCGGAACUGUCUUUCCGGCAACCUCCAAGGAAUAUUCGUCUCCAACCUACCUCUGAUAGUCAGUCUUUCCUCACAAUUCGCCUCUGUGACCUCCGCGGUCCCAGCAGUCAUCACGAGUGCCGUCGCGGUAGUGGAAAGUCAAGCUUCAGAAGUCGCUGGCAUCGUAAGUGAGAUUCCGGCGAAAGCAAGUAGUGUUGUAAACGUGGUGGAAAGUAAAGUCACUGCGGAAAUACCAAAGAUUACGUCGGCUGUUGCGGAAAUACCAAAAAUUGUCGUGCCUGUUGUGACGAGUGUACUUGGAAAUGUUGGAGAGAACAUUGGGGAUCUGUUUGGGGGGUUGUUUGGGAAACGAACCCUAUCCGCCGCGAAGAAGUGUUUUGGGAUUGCCCUUGAUUCGACUGUGGUUUUCCAGGUUGCAGACUGCGUGGUUGGACUUACUGUCUCUGGAGCUGUGGCGGAGGUUUCGCAGAUUAGGAGCCUUGUGGAUGAAGUGGGCGGUGUUGGUUUUGCACUGAGCAGCCCGGCCGUACUGAGCGAAGUGGCUAAGCUGGGCCAAAAAGUUGAAAAGUGUCGUGGAAUGGUCAGUGGCGGAUGA
Molecule: messenger RNA, 891 nt
Organism: Glarea lozoyensis ATCC 20868
Lineage: Eukaryota; Fungi; Ascomycota; Leotiomycetes; Helotiales; Helotiaceae
Exons: 1
Coding region: 1-891 (296 amino acids)
Source: RefSeq, a predicted model, not a curated record